Molecule: messenger RNA, 1086 nt
Organism: Caenorhabditis briggsae
Lineage: Eukaryota; Metazoa; Nematoda; Chromadorea; Rhabditida; Rhabditidae
Gene: Cbr-clec-225
Product: Protein CBR-CLEC-225
Exons: 7
Coding region: 1-1086 (361 amino acids)
Source: RefSeq, a predicted model, not a curated record
AUGACCCAUCUUAUUACAUUUGCCGUGGUCUUGAUUGCCUCCGUUUCUCUUUUGAAAGCGGCAUGUCCAGAAGGAUUCGAUGUGAUCAACUCUAAAUGCAUUACUAUAACCAGUAAACGAUUCACACACCACAAAGCUCUUUUGGAGUGUAACGGGAGAAACGCUCACUUGGUUACCAUCCAAAAUGCAAUUGACAACAACGCAAUUCUCCAAUACGCCUCAAAUAUAACAUCUCCAAUGUGGAUCGGAGCAAACUGUAAAUUCAAUAAGCAGCCUAAGAAGUGCACCUGGGAUGAUGGAUCUUCUUUAGAUUAUAGUAACUUCCUACCAGGUUAUCCAGUUACAAACAUUGGAACAUGUGUCUACAUUGACUCUGACAAUCAACCACUGAAAGGAAGAUGGAUCAGUGCAACAUGUGAACUUGACGAAUAUCAUGCCAUCUUUCUCUCUGUUUCGGCCGAAAAAGACCCAAAUGCUCCAAGCGAAUGCCUCUCCAAAUGCUUAACUCCACUUGCCAAACUCCAAAGAAGCUUCUCCUUUGUUUUCAACAACUUUGAAAAAGUUUGUGACCUACUCGAAGAUGGAGCUUUCUGCGCAAGAAAAUGCAAUCAGGAAGACCAAACAAAGUUCUAUCAGUACACAACAUUCUAUCGAAUUCAUUGCAUUGACUAUGAAGAAGACAUCCAAGAACAUUUGACAUGCAUUGCAAAGGCUGCCGCUGAUGCUGAUUUGGUGUGCAAAGAUAAAUGCAAACAAGCCCAUAAGGUUGAAAAAACAGCAGAUAAGAAAACUAAAAUGAAGAAGGAAUGUCUCACUUUGGAGUGUUCUACACUUUGCUACUUCGACGAACUUGCGGAAAGUUGUCCAGAAGCUAGAAAUAUCUUAUUGAAAAUAAACAUUGGGCAAGUGCAUUCGAUGGCCUCUGGAGUUCAUCCAAUUACGAUGGAGAAGAUGCUUCCAGAAUGUCGCAAUCUUCACAACACAGAAUAUAUGCGUGCCAAGCUGAUGGCUUCCAGCAGUUCUCUUCUCAUGGACCAUACCCCUUUGGAGAUGGAAACGGAAGAACGACCAGUUAUCACCGCUUGA